Nematocida major is the source of this 435-nucleotide messenger RNA. RefSeq lists its product as uncharacterized. The coding region runs from base 1 to 435 and encodes 144 amino acids. The transcript has a single exon. NCBI's taxonomy places the organism in Eukaryota, Fungi, Microsporidia. The record is from RefSeq and is a predicted model, not a curated record.
AUGGAUGGGCCAAGAAUGGUAAAGCUAAAGUCCGCCUUUGAGAAAAUGCUUUGCCAGCUGUUUGCAGAGGCACAGGUCGACGAGGCGGUAAAAGAGGACAUCCAGUCUCUUUUUACGCAGCUUCUCUUAAAGUACUCUAUCCCCAGCAAAUUGAACGAGCUGGACAGCCUUCUUCUGCGGCCGCCCAGCACGCUGUACGAUGUGACCUGCCCAAACGCGAUUUCGAAUAUCCUUUCUUCGUUUAUUGCGGAGCCAGCCUCGGCUCUGCACGAGUUUAUAGACGGAGAAAGCAAAAGCUCCCGCAAAGAGCUCUCAGAGCUAAAGGCGCAGGAAAAGGAGAUAGAUAAGUCUCUAGAGCACUACACGUCUGAAAUCCACAAGUGGCUUGAAAUGAGCGAAGGGUCCCUUGCAGAAAUUAAGAAACAAACACAAUAA